Molecule: messenger RNA, 1116 nt
Organism: Camellia sinensis
Lineage: Eukaryota; Viridiplantae; Streptophyta; Magnoliopsida; Ericales; Theaceae
Source: RefSeq, a predicted model, not a curated record
AGAGAGAGUUUCAAAGUUGUAUUAAAAAUUGAAAGGUAUUGAAGAUUUUUCUUAUUAGAAUUUUUUUCUUUUCUUUGAUGUGGAUUGAAUAUUCUGGAAGUUCGUGAGAAAGCCAUUACUCUCUCUCUCUCUGUCUUGCAUUGAGACCUUUAUGUUCUAUAAAAUGACUCACAACCCAUAUCCCUCCAAACUCCCCUAAUUGCUCUUCAUUUUCUCUCUUUUCUCAUCACAACACAGAGAGAGAGAGAGAGAGAGAGAGAGAGAGAGUUAUGGAGGAUAUAGCUUGUUUAUGGAGUUAUCAAGAGAGCAUAGAUGAAUUGAAGCAAAAGCUUCUCCACACCACUCUGGAACUAGAAUCAAUCAAAGUACAAGCAAAUGAAGAGCUAAGAAAGAAUAGAGACUACUCAAAUCAACUCCUCCAACUCCUCAAGAUUACUUUCCAUGAAAGAGACCAAGCCAUAGACCAGCUCCAAAAGCUCCAAAACCAUCUCACCAUCCCUCAAAUCCAACCCCACAACACCCCUCUCCCCAAACCCAUCAAUUCAAUUUCAAGCAUAACUGAUUCAGACUCUCUCUCCACCAAUUCCUUCUUCGAUUCUGUCUCAUCCCCAGAACUCUCCACCAUAAACAUGCCUGAUUCAACUAACGAUCAGGCUUGUUUGGUUAUUGAGAAAAUUGUGGAGGGAAAGUCUCUGCCUAGAAAAGGUGAGCUUUUACAGAGUGUGCUGGAAGCAGGGCCUCUGCUUCAGACACUUCUCGUCGCCGGACCACUGCCGCGGUGGCGGAAUCCUCCGCCUCCUCUUCAACCCUUCAAAAUCCCACCUGUUUCUGAUGUCAAUUUGAGCUUUGGAGAUAACUCACUGAGUUCGUCAUUGUUUGUUGAGAUGUGUUGUGGGUCAACAACACCUGUUUUGGAUUUUGGAACUGGGGUUUCUGGGUGUUGUUUGGAUGGUGGGAAAAUGAUACCUGCUGGAGAAAAUGCUAACUGUUUUCCAGCCGGAAAGCGACAGAGAUUUCAAUGAAACCACGAUGAUACUCUGUUUCUUCUCUUUUCUUUUUGAGUGAAUUACAUUAAUAGUCCUAUAAUUUGGUACUUGUUUCACUUUGGUCCAUAAA